Molecule: messenger RNA, 1035 nt
Organism: Lentinula edodes (shiitake mushroom)
Lineage: Eukaryota; Fungi; Basidiomycota; Agaricomycetes; Agaricales; Omphalotaceae
Exons: 4
Coding region: 1-1035 (344 amino acids)
Source: RefSeq, a predicted model, not a curated record
AUGUUGACUGCAUUCAAGGUACAGAAAAAGAGAGCAGUGACAAACAGAACGGAAUACUUCUACAACAUUGUGACGGAUUUUCCUCUUCAUUGGAAAGGACUGCUAUAUGGUUACAACGGUUACAUUGACAUUGUACCUGUACCUUUAGUGCCACAGUACAAUGACCCCGUCGACAUGGGACCUCAGUACGUCUACAGCGACUUCUGGAUACCACCCCCGUUCAAUGGAAUUAGUCCAAACAAAGGAGUGUUCGCUUCAUCGGGCCGUCAUGAGGUCGAAUGCUUUGAUGGCCAAGGACGAAGGGCAAUCUUCAGCAUCUACACAGAGCUACAGCAUCAACGGAGUACUCAGGAUCGCCGAGUCAACAGAGCCAUCGAAACUUGCAUCGAGGGAGGAACGCCACCUAGAGGAAAUGUCCUUGUCAUCAAACACGUCUUCGAGACUGGUGGUUAUACAGACAUCGAGUGCUGGGACAGGAUCAUCAUCAAUGACAUAUUCCAAACCAGAUUCAUUGACUUACUAGGCGAUUACAUCGAAGAGCCACUGGCAUUCUUAAAAAUGCUCACAAAAACUAAAUCUAUAGUCGGGGGUCAAUUUGUGUUCCGCUUUCUCAAUCUAUUACCGGGAAUGGCGCGUACAGGCUUACCUCUGCUUGUGUUUGCGCCUCGUUUGUCCCAGAUGAUAUGGUCGGAAUUCCUGUUCAAAAUCAAACUGCAGUGUACGAUAGUGUCGGUACCAAACGUUUUCGAGGAUUACUGCGUGGAAUAUAUGAAAAUCGAAGGAAAGAACCAUGCGCGAAUUCGAAUAUUAUUUAGUAAAAGGUCGUUGCCACUUCCAAUGAUACUUGCAUUUGGUGACACCAUCGGAUGCAGCUUGAUCAAUGGAAGAGGCGUAUACGUUGGCUACCCCGAUGAUGUGACCGCGGGACGGGUGGUUAUUGGACACACAGGUCCAUACGCGAUGCCUCCACUGCAUGGGCAAAGACAUUUUCUGAGAAAGGAAGAUGACACGUCGAAAGCAUCGGAUUGCGGCUAG